AUGGUGGCGAAAUACUACACUCAAGCGGAGGGCAAACAUGUACGGCCGAUGAUUGUACUAUUGAUGUCUCGAGCUACGGCCCUGACUCCCAAGUCUCCCCGGUAUAAUGCCCAGCAGCAAACGACGGAUAUUGACGAUUCCAUUUCACCAAUGUCCAUUUUGGCGGAUGUCAAUCCCACCGAGCCCUCCUCGAACCCUCUCACGCAUUCACAAACCUCAUACCCUGCGACAGACAGCGAUAUCCUGCCAACUCAACGACGGCUCGCAGAGAUUACAGAGCUGAUCCACACAGCUUCACUACUUCACGACGAUGUGAUUGACCAUUCAGUGGCCCGGCGCGGAGCACCCUCCGCAAACCUCGAAUUUGGAAACAAGAUGGCAGUUCUUGCGGGGGAUUUUCUCUUGGGCCGGGCCUCCGUGGCACUAGCCAGGUUACGAGAUGCAGAGGUCACGGAGCUUCUUGCAACAGUCAUUGCAAAUUUGGUGGAGGGAGAAUUCAUGCAAUUGAAGAACACGGCUCGAGACGAGAAGAACCCAGUCUGGACCGAGGAUACCGUCACAUACUACCUGCAGAAGACAUAUCUCAAAUCUGCAAGCCUGAUCUCCAAAUCUUGCAGGGCGGCCGCGCUUCUGGGGGGGUCAGAUACUCAGACGGCGGAUGCGGCGUACGCCUACGGAAAGAACCUAGGCCUCGCAUUUCAAUUGGUGGACGACAUGUUGGAUUAUACGAUCAGUGAGAAGGAGUUAGGAAAGCCAGCAGGUGCUGAUCUAGAACUUGGAUUAGCCACUGCCCCGUUGUUGUUUGCGUGGAAGAAUAACGCAGAGCUCGGGUCGCUAGUAGGGAGGAAGUUUGCCCACGAGGGCGAUGUGACUAGGGCACGAGAAUUGGUUCUCCAAAGCAACGGACUCGAUCAAACACGAGCUCUGGCCGAGGAAUACGCAAAUCGAGCCAUCGCAGCCAUUUCCGCCUUCCCCGAUAGCGAGGCCAAGGAGGGCUUGGUAGAGAUGGCGAUCAAGACCCUGAAGCGGAGGAAGUGA
This is a messenger RNA of Drepanopeziza brunnea f. sp. 'multigermtubi' MB_m1, 1038 nucleotides long. RefSeq lists its product as uncharacterized. Gene Ontology annotation, molecular function: prenyltransferase activity. NCBI's taxonomy places the organism in Eukaryota, Fungi, Ascomycota, Leotiomycetes, Helotiales, Drepanopezizaceae. Gene Ontology annotation, cellular component: transferase complex. The record is from RefSeq and is a predicted model, not a curated record. Gene Ontology annotation, biological process: ubiquinone biosynthetic process; isoprenoid biosynthetic process.